This is a messenger RNA of Exophiala bonariae, 303 nucleotides long. RefSeq lists its product as uncharacterized. Bases 1 to 303 code for a protein of 100 amino acids. The record is from RefSeq and is a predicted model, not a curated record. NCBI's taxonomy places the organism in Eukaryota, Fungi, Ascomycota, Eurotiomycetes, Chaetothyriales, Herpotrichiellaceae. The transcript is spliced from 2 exons.
AUGCAGGGUGGUUGGGAUCGUGUCACUGAUGAGAUCCCUAAGGAAAUGGACAAGCAACUUGCUCAGGCAUUUGACAAUGUUGAGCAUACAUUGAAGGAAGCUGGCGGCACAGGCUGGGAACAGGUCUACAAAAUUCGUGCUUAUUUUGCGCCAUUGGACAUGACAGAAAGUGGCAUUCUUAUUGACCUUCUCCGCAAGUAUUGUCCCAAUCAUCAGCCAACCAUGACCGCUGUUGGCGUGGAAAAACUAGCCUUCGAAAAUAUGCGUGUCGAGAUAGAGGUUUCUGCCUAUCUGGGUUCCUAA